Molecule: messenger RNA, 957 nt
Organism: Miscanthus lutarioriparius
Lineage: Eukaryota; Viridiplantae; Streptophyta; Magnoliopsida; Poales; Poaceae
Source: the annotation of a GenBank genome assembly
AUGAAUGAAAAAGUGGAUGAUCCAGACGUCCUGGAGAUGAAGCAGCUGUCUAGGGAGAGUGAGGAGAUGGGGAAGGUCGAUUCCGAUGCGGAGAUUGCAGAUCAGCAGAGAAGGCUGAAGGAAACAGAGGGAGAUCCCAAAGGCGAGGAGGGGAGGGAAGCUGCAAGGAAAGGAACCUUCAAAGGAGAAGGCGAAGUGAGAAGCGAAAUGGCGGCGACGAAGAUAAAGCCCGUUAAGGAAGAAGUUAAGAGGGGGUAUGAGAAGUAUUUGGAGUGGAAGAGGAGGCAGGAUGAGAAAGAACGUGAUCGGGACCCAGAGGAGAUAACAGAUCCUUUAGCCUUCGAAGCUAAGAUGUUCAGAAAGAGGUGGGACAAAAUCUAUUUGGAGGUCUAUGGUGGCUUCGAUAAGAACACUAACAUCCCUUGCAAACGUUUUACACAUAAUCUUGCUGCACAGGGUGGCAUUGUGUGCAGUACUCUACAAGUAUUUUCAGUCAAAGUUGAAGAAAUAAUUGAAGGUUUAAAGUGGCCGCUUGAGGUGUUUGGUAUGGUUGCUCUACGGGACUCGAUUGAUCUCAGUCGUAAUAUUAUCUUCAAGCGCGAAAGGCAUAACUGUCAGAUACUCACAGAUCAGUUCCGAAGUGUGCCUAUUUCCACUUCUCUUUCUCUAAUAUUGCCAAUGUGCCUAUUUCCUACUUAUGCUCCCUGUGUACUUGUUCUUGUUGUUAGCAUCCAAUCAUAUGGAAACAGGAAGUAUGUUACUGUUGUCAGGCUGGCACGGCAGGUUGUUUCUAUCGAAGCUCAUGGAAAGCUGAUAGUUUUCGUUGCUGCUAGGAAUGGUUCUGAUGUCUAUAGGGAUGUAAAGGACUUCAAACCUCUGCAAAUGAGUACAAGCUCUAAGGAACUGCGAAUUGGUAGCUGUAUGUUGGAAGUCACUGUUUAUUGGUCCCGUUUCUAA